AUGGCCCAGCUGCUCUGUGCUCCUCUACAAGUCACCACCACGCUGGUUCUGCUCCUGUCCAUGCUCCAUGUGGCUGCUGGUGGGAAGUUGCUGGUGGUGCCAGCAGAUGGGAGCCACUGGCUCAGCAUGACGGAGGUGCUGGACCAACUCAGCCUGAAGGGCCACGAAAUAGUCGUCCUUGCACCUGAGCAUAACUUAUACAUAAAGCCAAGGAAGAGUUUUGUUAUGAAAAGCUACCCAGUCAGUUUCACGCAGGAAGAGCUGGAGCAUACUUUCUGGAAAACUACUCAGAAUGCCUUUUUCAAAGGAUCCCUUCUGGAAAGAAUUCUGAAAAAUUACGAAGGAGUGAAAAAUACUUCUGUCAUCUUCCUGGAUACCUGUUCAAGGUUACUGGACAACAACCAGCUCAUCAGAUACCUUGAGGAGAGCAAGUUUGAUGCUAUCUUCACAGAUCCCAUCCUGCCCUGUGGACAGAUCCUGGCUGAGCAUCUCGCUGUCCCUUCCGUAGCUUUUUUGCAGCAAAUGCCAUGUGGUUUAGAAUUCGAAGCCACUCAGUGUCCCAAUCCCCCUUCUUAUAUCCCCAGGGUAUUCACAGACCUUGCAGACCGCAUGACCUUUUUCCAGCGGGUGAAGAACCUCCUGUUUGACUUCCCAAAUUUUUUCAUGUGUGAUGUUCUCUAUCAACCCUACGAAACACUGGCUUCCAAGUUCCUUCAUCGGGAGGUGACUGUGACUGAGCUCUUAAGCCAUGUCUCCAUCUGGGUGUUGAAGAUAGACUUUGUUUUACACUACCCCAGACCACUGAUGCCCAAUAUGAUUUUAACCGGAGGAGUGAACUGUGCUCACAAGAAGCUAACUCAGGUAGACCGUGCUCUGUUGUUUCUUGUCAUCCUCGCAGGCUCUGGCAGACUCUGA
This is a messenger RNA of Chaetura pelagica (chimney swift), 915 nucleotides long. Its product is annotated as UDP-glucuronosyltransferase 1-1-like. Lineage: Eukaryota; Metazoa; Chordata; Aves; Apodiformes; Apodidae. The record is from RefSeq and is a predicted model, not a curated record. Gene Ontology annotation, molecular function: UDP-glycosyltransferase activity. The coding region runs from base 1 to 915 and encodes 304 amino acids. The transcript has a single exon.